GUCGAUUGGCGCGCGCCCUUUUUACUUGCCUAUCCAGCUGCAUUGACGCAAGUGCAUGCUGCAACAAGCCAAAAGGAAAAGGAAUUCGGAGGCGUGUUACUCUUUGAAGAACACUGCUUAUCCGUGUUAAUUCCCCUUUUUCUUUUCUCUUUUUUCUUCUCACAUCUCAUCAAAAACCUCGCCCCUGUUUGGCUACAACAAUCUUGAGCUCCGCCAGCCAUGGCGGACUUGUUCGACGUUUUCGACGAGCAGCCAGAGGCGCCGGCGGUCGAAAUCGAUCGUAACUCGUCUGAUACCAAACCCAAAAAGACUAAAAAGUCAAAGCGGGACAAGAGCAAGGACAAGAGCAAAAAGCGCAAGGCUGACGGACAUGUGAAAAACUUGGGUGCUGAAGAGACCGGCGCCGAGGCACAGCCUGAUCCUCAAGAGGACGUUGAAAUGGGUAACGGCACACAGGCCUCGACGGGUGACGCCGGCUCAGAGGACUCCACGUCGGAUGAGCAUCAAGAAACCAAGCGACGGAAGAAGGAAGGCGAGGCCGAUCCGAUCCUUACCGACACCUUCGAAACUGCACAAUCGAGACAGGUUGCCGCAGCAGAGGGCUUCGGGGCAAAGGAGGAGGAUUCACUAGUGCUCUCACACAACAUUCAGCAUCAAGUUGCCUUGCCGCCGGAUCUCGACUACGUCUAUGUUCCCCUGUCGGAGCACAAACCGCCGGAGGAGCCCGCGCGAAAGUAUGCAUUCAAGCUCGACCCCUUUCAGAGCAUAUCAGUCGCUUCGAUCGAGCGUGAUGAGAGUGUACUAGUUUCUGCCCAUACCAGUGCUGGAAAGACUGUAGUUGCCGAGUAUGCGAUUGCGCACUGCCUCAAGAGGAAUCAGAGAGUCAUCUACACGAGUCCGAUCAAGGCACUGAGCAACCAGAAAUUUCGAGACUUCCAGGCUGAGUUUGGCGAUGUUGGUUUGAUGACUGGUGAUGUCACCAUCAACCCGACCGCUAGCUGCCUUGUCAUGACAACAGAAAUUUUGCGUUCCAUGUUGUACCGCGGUUCAGAGAUCACGCGCGAGGUGGGCUGGGUUGUGUUCGACGAAAUCCACUACAUGCGCGAUGCAACCCGAGGUGUCGUGUGGGAGGAGACCAUUAUCAUGUUGCCUGACAAGGUCCGCUACGUUUUCCUGUCGGCCACAAUCCCAAAUGCCUUCCAAUUUGCCGAAUGGAUAGCCAAGAUUCACCGACAGGCCUGUCACGUCGUAUACACCGAUUUCCGUCCGACCCCCCUCCAGAACUACUGUUUCCCCGCCGGAGGAGAUGGUAUCUACAUCAUGGUUGAUGAAAAGGGCGUGUUCAGAGAGAAGAAAUUUAUGGAAGCCAUUGCAUCGAUCUCAGAGAAAAAUGACGACGACGACUCUAUGCCGCGCCAGAAGGGUAAGGGCAAGAACAAGAAGGCCGUCAAGAAUACCGCACCGGACAGCAAGGCAGAUAUUACCAAGAUCAUUAAAAUGAUCAUGAGGAGAGCCUUCCACCCGGUCAUCGUCUUCAACUUCAGCAAGCGCGAAUGUGAGAACCUUGCACUCAAGGUGUCAACACUGAACUUCAACCAUGAGUCAGAACAAAAGCUUGUCGAGGAUAUUUUCAGGAACGCCAUUAUGUCGCUAUCUGAAGAGGACCAAGGCCUUCCUCAAAUCCAGCACCUGCUUCCUCUUCUCAAGAAAGGUAUCGGUGUCCAUCACUCUGGUCUCCUGCCCAUUCUGAAGGAGACCAUCGAGAUCCUCUUCCAGGAAAAUCUUAUCAAGGUUCUUUUUGCAACAGAAACCUUCUCAAUCGGGUUGAAUAUGCCGGCCAAGACUGUCGUUUUCAGCCAAGUCAAGAAGUUUGACGGUGUCAAGGAGAGGCCACUUACACCAUCAGAGUACAUCCAGAUGUCUGGUCGAGCCGGUCGUCGUGGUCUUGACGAUCGUGGUAUUGUCAUCAUGAUGAUCGACGAUAAGCUUGAUCCCGAAACGGCCAAGGGUAUGGUUUGCGGUCAACAGGAUCGUCUAAACUCGGCCUUCCACCUGGGAUACAACAUGAUCCUGAACUUGCAGCGUAUCGAAACCGUAUCCCCAGAGUACAUGCUGGAGAGGUGUUUCUAUCAAUUCCAAAACGCUUCCAGUGUGCCAGCAUUGGAAAAGAAGCUGAUCGAGUUGCAGCAACAACGUGACGGCAUGGUAAUACCUGAUGAGGCAACCGUCAAAGAUUACCACACCGUCCGGCAACAGAUCGAAUCGUACAAGAAGGACAUGGAGGCCGUGAUACAACAUCCGAACAGCUGCUUGGAGUUCAUGCAACCUGGAAGAUUGAUCAGGAUCAAGACCCCAGACGGGGUUGACUUUGACUGGGGAGUUGUCGUCAACUUUGUGCCGCGCAAGCCUGCCAAGUUUGGCGAGGAAGAGCCGCCACCACAAGAGUCGUACCUGAUUGAUGUCGCCCUGUUCGUAUCGGAGGAUAGCAUUUCACCUGCGCCGCACGCACCUGUUUCCAAGAACAGCCACAUUGCAGAUGGUGUCGCACCAAGCAGUUCCGUGGACCAGGGCCGUUUGGAGGUUGUGCCAUGUCUCUUGACCUGCAUGGUUGCCAUCAGCCAGAUCCGCAUUUUCAUGCCGAAGGAGCUCGAUCACCUGGGCAAGUCGCAGGUCAGCCAUGGCUUGGUAGAGGUCCAGCGCAGGUUCCCAGACGGAGUACCAAUUUUGGAUCCUAUUGAGAACAUGGGAAUAAAAGAUGAUUCUUUCAAGAAGCUUAUGCGCAAGAUCGAGGUUCUUGAGUCGCGCCUGCUCUCCAACCCUCUCCAUGGCUCACCAAAUCUGCCGGAGUUAUGGGACAAGUACAAGAUCAAGACAGAGUUGACUUCGCAGAUCAAAGAGACCAAGAGAGCCAUCAACAAGUCAUAUAGUAUCGCACAGCUCGAUGAGCUCAAAUCGCGCAUGAGAGUUCUCCGGCGACUGAACUUCAUCAACGAGAACGAGGUGGUGCAGAUGAAGGCUCGUGUUGCUUGCGAAAUCUCGUCAACGGAAGGUCACGAACUGGUUAUUUCAGAGUUGCUGUUCAACGGUUUCUUCAACGAAUUGGAGCCAGAAGUCUGUGCUGCCAUCUUGAGCUGCUUUGUAUUUGAUGAGAAGAUGGAGGGCACGCCAUUGAAAGAGGAUCUUGACAAGCUGGUUCGCGAGAUCCAUGCACAGGCCAAGACGAUUGCUCGCAUCAGUCGCGAGAGUAAACUGGAUGUCAGCGACGAACAGGUUGUUGGAAGUCUCAAAUGGCAGCUUACAGAAACUGUUUUGGCAUGGGCCAAAGGCAGACCCUUCGCGGAAAUCUGCAAAAUGACAAACGCUUACGAGGGCUCCUUGGUGCGUAUCAUGCGUCGCCUCGAAGAGCUGUUGCGGCAGAUGGCGGAAGCAGGCAAGGUCAUGGGUAGCGAAAUGUUGCAGAAGAAGUUUGAGAAGGCUCUCUCGCUGAUAUCACGCGAUGUGGUCUCAGCUGCCAGUCUCUACUUGUGAUAGCAACUCGAAACUCUCUGAAAAGCGAUCGUGUCUGUUGAGGGCAACAGUUUAAUAGGUUGGAGUUAUGGCGUUUUGUAGCUUGGCGCUGGCAUCUACCAAAAUCUAGCAACGUGUUUUACCGUAAACAUACGGCCUUGAUUUGUAGCCUGUCGUAUUGUGUUGUGAUAAGUAUAAUGGUUCUGUUACUCAAGUUUUUCCACGUAGUAAGAUAUUGAUGGAUUUAUAAUACAAUCCCAUGAUACCCGCCUUUUGCCCGGAUACAAAUGUAGGUAAAUACAACGAUGCCGUCAGUUUGCAGACGAACCCAGAGACGAAUAUGCUACAACAGUCCCAAAACGCCACGCGCCGCUUCCAAUGACCCAUCACUAUCAUGCAUGCUCACCCGAAAUCGACCUAAUCAACCCAAUGAUAAGACUCAAGAGACAGCCAAAACUGAUAAACACCUUCCACCUGCGACUAUAAAGCCCCUCCUCGCGCACGAGCCAACCGAAAGCACCCAGCGGCCAGACGAAGCCGAUGAGCAUGCCUCUGAGCAUGACGUCCACAAAGCCGUUAAUGCCAACCUCGUCCCCGCCAUCGCCACCCGCUGUGCCGUCAGCAUCACCUCCUCCGCCGUAGCUGCCGAUCCCGCUACCGCCUGCACCGGUGCCCUGGUUGUUGUCCAUCCACGCGUCCUCCAUGCUGCGCAAAGUAUCGGGAGAAGGCAUCGUAUCUGGUGUGUGGCGCGAGGCUUGGAUGGAGCGGAACUGCAGUCGAAGCUGGUUCACUUCUGCGUGGCUAAAUCCGGCGGACAGCAGCCGAUCAAAUCCCCGCGGCCCACGCUGCUGCUGCUGCUGCUGCUGGGCCCCGGGCCCGUGGGAAGCAUCACGAAGCAAGCCGGUGCGCUCGCCAACAGGGGA
Molecule: messenger RNA, 4430 nt
Organism: Pyricularia grisea
Lineage: Eukaryota; Fungi; Ascomycota; Sordariomycetes; Magnaporthales; Pyriculariaceae
Exons: 2
Coding region: 220-3528 (1102 amino acids)
Biological process (GO): maturation of 5.8S rRNA; RNA catabolic process
Cellular component (GO): nucleus
Molecular function (GO): ATP binding; RNA binding; RNA helicase activity
Source: RefSeq, a predicted model, not a curated record